Cricetulus griseus (Chinese hamster) is the source of this 2109-nucleotide messenger RNA. The record is from RefSeq and is a predicted model, not a curated record. NCBI's taxonomy places the organism in Eukaryota, Metazoa, Chordata, Mammalia, Rodentia, Cricetidae.
GUAGCAGGUAUCAAGGGGAUAUUCCUGGCAAACAAGAAGGUGGAUGACCAGGUGAAGACAUACAUCACUUACAACAAGGGCAGGGAUUGGCGUCUACUACAAGCUCCAGAUGUGGACCUGAGAGGAAGCCCCGUGCACUGCUUACUGCCUUUCUGUUCCUUACACCUUCAUCUGCAGCUCUCUGAAAACCCUUAUUCCUCUGGAAGGAUCUCUAGCAAGGACACAGCCCCUGGACUCGUGGUUGCCACAGGCAACAUUGGCUCAGAACUCUCCUAUACAGAUAUCGGUGUGUUCAUCUCCUCUGACGGGGGCAACACAUGGAGACAGAUCUUUGAUGAAGAGUACAAUGUCUGGUUCCUAGACUGGGGUGGAGCUCUCGUGGCCAUGAAACACACACCUCUGCCAGUCAGGCACUUGUGGGUGAGCUUUGAUGAGGGCCACUCCUGGAGCAAAUAUGGUUUCACAUUGCUGCCUCUCUUCGUGGAUGGGGCGCUGGUGGAGGCAGGAGUGGAGACCCACAUCAUGACAGUUUUUGGCCACUUCAGUCUACGCUCCGAAUGGCAGUUGGUGAAAGUGGACUACAAGUCUAUCUUCAGCCGGCGCUGCACUAAGGAGGACUUUGAGACUUGGCACCUGCUCAAUCAGGGAGAGCCUUGUGUCAUGGGGGAAAGGAAAAUAUUCAAGAAACGCAAGCCAGGUGCUCAGUGUGCCCUUGGCAGAGAUUACUCUGGGUCGGUGGUGUCAGAACCUUGUGUCUGUGCUGACUGGGACUUUGAAUGUGAUUAUGGCUAUGAGAGACAUGGGGAGAGCCAGUGUGUCCCAGCUUUCUGGUACAACCCAGCUUCCCCCUCAAAGGACUGCAGCCUUGGUCAAAGCUACCUUAAUAGCACUGGGUACAGGAGGAUUGUGUCCAACAACUGCACAGAUGGGUUAAGAGAUAAGUACUCUGCUAAGACUCAGCUGUGUCCAGGAAAAGCUCCUCGGGGCCUCCACGUGGUAACCACUGAUGGGCGCCUGGUGGCAGAGCAGGGCCAUAAUGCAACCUUCAUCAUUCUAAUGGAAGAGGGUGACCUUCAAAGGACGAACAUCCAGCUUGACUUUGGGGACGGGAUUGCUGUGUCCUAUGCCAACUUCAGCCCCAUUGAGGAUGGCAUCAAGCAUGUGUAUAAGAGUGCAGGGAUCUUCCAGGUGACAGCCUAUGCAGAGAACAACCUGGGUUCUGAUACAGCCGUGCUCUUCUUACACGUGGUUUGUCCAGUGGAACACGUUCACCUUCGAGUUCCCUUUGUCGCCAUAAGAAACAAGGAUGUCAACAUCAGUGCAGUUGUGUGGCCCAGUCAGAUGGGGACCCUUACCUACUUCUGGUGGUUUGGCAAUAGCACAAAGCCUCUCAUCACCUUGGAUAGCAGCAUCUCGUUCACAUUCCUUGCAGAGGGAACCAACACCAUCACUGUCCAGGUAGCUGCUGGGAAUGCCCUCAUCCAAGACACAAAAGAGAUUGCAGUACAUGAAUGGUACAUAUCAGAAAUGCUGAAUUUUUUGCAGGUGACCAGCGUCCCAGAAGAUCAGAUUCUCGUGGCUGUGUUCCCAGGUCUCCCCACUUCAGCAGAACUUUUCAUCCUCCCACCCAAGAACUUGACAGAGAGGAGGAAAGGCCACGAAGGGGAUCUAGAACAAAUUGUAGAGACACUAUUUAAUGCACUCAACCAAAACUUGGUACAGUUUGAGCUGAAGCCAGGGGUCCAGGUCAUUGUAUAUGUCACACAGCUGACACUAGCUCCAUUGGUGGACUCCAGCUCUGGGCACAGCAGUUCAGCCAUGCUUAUGCUCUUGUCUGUGGUUUUUGUCGGCUUGGCUGUUUUUUUGAUCUACAAGUUUAAAAGGAAAAUCCCCUGGAUUAACAUCUAUGCCCAAGUCCAACAUGACAAGGAACAGGAGAUGAUCGGGUCAGUGAGCCAAAGUGAAAAUGCCCCCAAAAUCACACUCAGUGAUUUCACCGAGCCAGAGGAGCUGCUGGAAAAAGAGCUGGACACGCGGGUCAUAGGAGGUAUUGCCACCAUUGCAAACAGCGAGAGCACAAAGGAGAUCCCCAACUGUACUAGUGUUUAA